AUGGCCGUAGGAAAGAACAAGCGCCUGUCCAAGGGCAAGAAGGGUAUCAAGAAGAAAGUCGUCGACCCCUUCUCGCGCAAGGACUGGUAUGACAUCAAGGCGCCGUCGUUCUUCGAGACAAGGACAGUCGGCAAGACGCUUGUCAACCGCUCCCAGGGCUUGAAGAACGCCAACGACUCGCUCAAGGGCCGCAUUGUCGAGUUUUCGCUCGGAGACCUGAACAAGGACGAGGAGCAGUCAUUCCGCAAGAUCCGUUUGCGGGUGGACGACGUGCAGGGGAAGAACUGCCUGACGAACUUCCACGGCAUGUCCUUCACCUCGGACAAGCUGCGCUCGCUCGUCCGCAAGUGGCAGACGCUGAUCGAGGCCCACGUGGACGUCAAGACCACCGACGGCUACAUUCUCCGCCUCUUCGCCAUUGCCUUCACCAAGCGCCGCCCGAGCCAGGUCCGCAAGACGACGUACGCGGCAUCUUCCCAGGUUCGCGAGAUCCGCAAGAAGAUGUUCGAGAUCAUGACCCGCGAGGCGACCUCUUGCGACCUCAAGGAGCUCGUCCAGAAGUUCGUCCCCGAGGCCAUCGGCCGCGAGAUCGAGAAGGCGACGCGCUCGAUCUACCCCCUCCAGAACGUCUACGUCCACAAGGCCAAGAUCAUCAAGGCCCCCAAGUUCGACGUCUCCAAGCUCAUGGAGCUCCACGGCGAGACGCACGACGAGACGGGCGCACGGGUCGUCAAGGACUUCAAGGAGCCCGAGGUUCUCGAGUCCGUAUAA
This is a messenger RNA of Peniophora sp. CBMAI 1063, 771 nucleotides long. The record is from the annotation of a GenBank genome assembly. NCBI's taxonomy places the organism in Eukaryota, Fungi, Basidiomycota, Agaricomycetes, Russulales, Peniophoraceae.